AUUCGACUUCAUCACCCCUAAAAGUCAUCUCCAACCACAUCCACAAUGUCUCUCAGCUACCUCCCCUCCGUUAAGCCCUCUGCCAUUGCCCUCGGCACGGCCUUCAACCACGCCAUCUCCCUCGCUGUCCUCGGCCCCGUCUUCGGUGACGCGUACCGUCGCGCACAGCAGGCCAACUCCAAGGAGGAGUACUUCAACUCCAAGGAGGCCGCCACCGCUGCCGCCUCGUGGGGAAGCUCCAUCGUCGGCUCUGCCGUCCAGACCUACGGUGUUGGUGCUCUCAUCAACGCCACCGGCACCCUCACCUACAAGGGCGCUGCUUACCUCGGCUCCUUGAUCUUCUUCGCUUCCGCUGCCCCCUCGAUCGUCUCCCAGGUCCUCACCGAGAAGCGCCCUCUUGACACCAUCCUCGUUGGCGGUGUUGCCCGUGUUCUCGAGACCGUUGGCCUCAGCUUGUUCCUCACCUACUGGGGAACCCGCACCAACCCCUUCGAGUAAAUAUCUCGCUAGUGGCUGGUGAAGGAGUUUGGAAGUUUUUCUCGAAGGCAAAGAUUGAGUUCUUCGAUCAUGAUGUGGA
Molecule: messenger RNA, 577 nt
Organism: Dothidotthia symphoricarpi CBS 119687
Lineage: Eukaryota; Fungi; Ascomycota; Dothideomycetes; Pleosporales; Dothidotthiaceae
Product: DUF1761-domain-containing protein
Exons: 3
Coding region: 46-498 (150 amino acids)
Source: RefSeq, a predicted model, not a curated record